AUGUCGAUUGGCAGUUGCUUGAUAUCCGUCAUUGCUAACAGCGAUGCGACGACGAACAUCAGCAUGUACCUCCGUGAUGUGUCUAAGGAACUCAUCGGCUUCUACACUAAUACGGGCCUGAGGAAAUCUCUCACGUUGAUUGCGAAGUGCAAUUUUCCUUUUUGGAGUUACGCAGAUUAUUGCUUUCUAAUUCUAUUUCCAAUUGCAGCUUCUAAUGUGGAUCCUCUGCACCUUGAAUAUUUUUUGUUCUGCGGUCGCGUGAUUGCAUUAUCCUUGAUGCAUAAAGUGCAAGUAGGAAUUGUAUUUGAUCGUGUGUUUUUCCUGCAAUUAGCUGGAAAGGUUGUUUCUUUAGAAGAUGUUCGGGAUGCAGACCCAUGCUUUUAUUCUAGCUGCAAGAUGAUUUUAGAAAUGGAUGCUGAAUUUUUGGAUUCAGAUGCUUUAGGGCUGACAUUUGUCAGAGAAGUUGAAGAGUUAGGAUCCAGGAGAGACGUGGAGCUCUGUCCUGGAGGGAAGGGCAUCGUUGUGAAUAGUAGGAACAGAGAGAAAUAUGUAAACCUUCUCAUUCAGCACCGCUUUGUCACAUCUAUCUCCGAACAAGUAACACAUUUUGCCAGAGGAUUUGCUGAUAUUCUUUGUGAUUCGAAGCUCGACAAAUUCUUUUUCCAAAGUUUGGAGCUUGAAGAUUUUGACAGAAUGCUGCAUGGAAGUGAUAAAGCAAUUUGUGUGAAGGACUGGAAAGCGCACACUGAGUACAAUGGCUACAAGGAAACUGAACGUCAAAUAUGUUGGUUUUGGAAGAUUGUUGAAGGAAUGCCCACAGAGCAACUGAGGGUACUUCUUUUCUUUUGGACGUCAUUGAAGUACCUACCAGUAGAGGGUUUUGGUGGCUUGGCUUCUCGGUUGUACAUAUACAAGUCAUCAGAGUCCCAUGAUCGCCUACCAUCAUCUCACACAUGCUUCUACCGGUUGUGUCUUCCACCUUACCCAUCACUCGCCAUCAUGAGGGACCGUCUAAAUAUCAUUACCCAAGAACAUGUGAGCUGUAGCUUUGGUAUGUGGUGAAUGGAAGAUAUACGGUAUCAGCAAGAUAUGUUUGAAAGGAUGGAUUCUGCUGCAUAUAUGGAUUGAGUAAACCUGUACAGUUCUUAGGAUCAUAAUUAUCUCUGUUCUCAGAGAAUGUAAGUUGCUCUCCGUAUUGUUUGCUCUCUUCUUUUUGCUCUUUUGUCCAUAGUUGAUUUAGGUGAAGAUUCCCUAGGAAGAUGAGGGAAAGAAAAAGAGGGGGGGGGGGGGGGGGGGGGGGAGUGCAUGGUGGAAGGAGGAAAAUGUCUUUCUGAGGGAAAAAAUUGUUUUCUUCAAUUAAAUGCAAAGCAGAAAAACUAUUUGUAUUUCCUUUUAUCUUAUUUUUAGGUGACAGUUUCUUACUCUUUAGGAAGCAAGUAUGGCUCACAGAAAUCCAUUUUUAUCUUUCUGAA
Macadamia integrifolia is the source of this 1472-nucleotide messenger RNA. RefSeq names its product E3 ubiquitin-protein ligase UPL5-like. The transcript is spliced from 3 exons. Gene Ontology annotation, molecular function: ubiquitin-protein transferase activity. The record is from RefSeq and is a predicted model, not a curated record. Lineage: Eukaryota; Viridiplantae; Streptophyta; Magnoliopsida; Proteales; Proteaceae. Bases 1 to 1062 code for a protein of 353 amino acids. Gene Ontology annotation, biological process: positive regulation of protein catabolic process; proteasome-mediated ubiquitin-dependent protein catabolic process; protein polyubiquitination.